Molecule: messenger RNA, 1836 nt
Organism: Sporothrix schenckii 1099-18
Lineage: Eukaryota; Fungi; Ascomycota; Sordariomycetes; Ophiostomatales; Ophiostomataceae
Exons: 1
Coding region: 1-1836 (611 amino acids)
Source: RefSeq, a predicted model, not a curated record
AUGGCCCGUCCCUCCCGUUCAUCACGGGUUGCUCCUGCCUCCGCAAAGCAGGCCGGCACUGCUGUUGCCCCGUCCAACAGAAGCAUCGACACCUUCGGCCGCGUCUCCAAGCGGGUUGCUCCUUCCUCGCUCAUCAAGGCUCCUGCCGCCACACCGACAGUGACGAUCCCUGCCCGUCGCCAGGCUGCUGUUGAACAGUUCCUCGCCGACAAGGCCAUCACUGUUGAACUGCCGUCAGCAGCAGAGGCCGCGGCCCAGCCAAGAACCAAGACACCCAAGACAGCAAAGAAGACUGCGCCAGCCUCUUCAUCAGCACCUGUCUCUAGCUCGACCAAGCAGCGGAAGCGCAGGGCCGCCGAGGCUCUUGACUCUGAUUCUUCCUCCUCCACGACCUCGUUCUCCUCUCCAAGUUCUUCUCAGCAACAGCCAUCCGCAGCAAAGCGGGCUCGCCGUACCACUAAGGCGACGACAUGUGUCGCAGAUCUCUUGACCCGGACCGCCCAGAAGAAGGCGGAUAUAGUGCUCCCGUCUGUGGAUAGCGAUAGUGACUCGGCAUCGACACCGGCGUCCUCGCUCGAUAGCGGCAGCCUGAUUGCCUGUCUGAACCGCAACUUUAGCUCUUCUCUCUCGACCUCGUUCCCUCUAUCACCACGCUCCACGUCGUCCUCGCCGCGGCCCAACAGCACCGCUCCCACCACACCAUGCGAGCCCGAAAAUGAGUCGGAAGACGCCGCACGCAAUUGCAAGACAACGGUCCUUCCCCUAGAGCUGCUCGACCUGCUCCGCCUGCAGAAUGCAUUCGCCAAGACACUCGCACUGCACCACGCCCACCACGGCACCAACGCCCCCGUCGAUCUUCGUACCUUUUGCCCGGGUGUGGCCCAGGCCUGGGGCAAGCGGAGCGUUGCGCUCGAAGACGUGCAGCGGUGUCUCGGUGUUGUGUCACUGGCUGCCGCCGCCGACAACAAGGUGGCCGAUGCCCUCUUCCUCGCCGACUAUGGCCGUGGCAAGAUCUGCAUCGAGAUGCAGAACGACAUCGACAUCGGCCCCAUGGGCACACUGGCCGACCGGCUCAAUGCUGUCUUUGAGGCCAACCUGCGUGCUCGCUGGGCCGCGUCUGCCUCUUCCAAGACGGCGACGGACCUCAAGCAGUUCAUCGCUGCCUUGCCCAAGGCGCCCGUCACCGCGUCCAAGUCGGUGCUGCAGACGGCCGUUCUGCGUGCCAAGGGCCAGUGCACGCUCGAGGAGCUGAUGCACGGCAUUGCCCUCAAGAAGCAGGAGAAGGCUGCGCACGAGGCGAUGCUCAAGGCCCCGGUGGCUGCUGCUGUUGUCGAGGCAGAGUCGAUGGAUGUGGACAGCGAUAAGACAGCGACGACGACAUCAGCAAGAGAGGACACCGUCACCGCCGCCACCGCCGCCACCCCCAUGAACCUCCUCGACCGCAUCCGCUUCCGCCAGAUGCAGCGGGCCCAGCUCCAAGCGGCCGGUGCCCUCGCUGCGCCGCCCACCCCGGAGGAACUCGAGCGCCGUGCAGCCCUGCAGCGCGUCGGCGACAUUGCCGAGGUGCUGUCCAUGCUGUGCACGGCCGCAUCGCUGCGUCAGAGCAACCGUGUAUCCUUUGGCAUGACGGCCAUUACCAGCAAGAUCAAGGACUCGCUGCGCAUGCCCAUUGCGCGCGAGGAGGCGGCGUCGUGCGUGCGUCUGCUGGCCAAGGAGGUGGCGCCGCAGUGGCUGUCCAUUGUCAGCAUGGGCGGUCGCGAGAUUGUGAUUAUGCUGGCAGACGUGGUGCCGAGCAAGACGAUGAUUCAGGAGCGCGUGCAGAGCCUGACGCGGUAA